Zootermopsis nevadensis is the source of this 789-nucleotide messenger RNA. The record is from the annotation of a RefSeq genome assembly. NCBI's taxonomy places the organism in Eukaryota, Metazoa, Arthropoda, Insecta, Blattodea, Termopsidae.
AUGACAAACCACAUAAAUCACACAUUCCACAUAGUAAACCAAAGACCAUGACCUCUUAUUGGAGCAAUGGGAGCCAUAAUCACAUUAACUGGAACAAUUAAAUGAUUCCACCAAUAUGAACAAACACUAAUAAGAAUUGGAAUAAUCACAAUAAUCAUAACAACCAUCCAAUGAUGACGAGAUAUUACACGAGAGGGCACAUACCAAGGAUUACAUACAAGAAAAGUAACUAAAGGGUUACGAUGAGGUAUAAUCCUAUUCAUUACAUCAGAAGUAUUCUUCUUCGUCUCCUUCUUUUGAGCAUUUUUCCACAGAAGAUUAUCACCAACAAACGAACUCGGAUCAAUGUGACCACCAACUGGAAUUCAAGUAUUUAAUCCCCUACAAAUUCCACUUCUAAAUACCGCAAUCCUCCUAUCAUCAGGGGUAACUAUCACUUGAGCACAUCAUAGAAUCUUAGAAAACAAUUAUAACCAGGGGUUACAAGGACUAUUUAUAACUGUAAUCCUAGGAUUAUAUUUCACAGCACUACAAGCAUACGAAUAUAUAGAAUCACCAUUCACUAUUGCCGACUCGGUUUAUGGAGCCACGUUCUUUGUAGCAACAGGAUUCCAUGGUCUCCAUGUAAUCAUUGGAACAACCUUCCUAAUCACAUGUUUAAUACGACACCUAACACUUCAUUUCUCAUCAAACCACCAUAUAGGAUUUGAAGCAGCCGCAUGAUAUUGACAUUUUGUAGAUGUAGUAUGACUAUUCUUAUAUAUCUCAAUUUACUGAUGAGGAAGAUAA